Molecule: messenger RNA, 1108 nt
Organism: Anastrepha obliqua
Lineage: Eukaryota; Metazoa; Arthropoda; Insecta; Diptera; Tephritidae
Product: tetraspanin-9-like
Exons: 6
Coding region: 59-940 (293 amino acids)
Cellular component (GO): membrane
Source: RefSeq, a predicted model, not a curated record
ACAGUGUUGUGAUAGAUUUGUAGAUUCCGUUACACUAAACUACCUGCAAUGAAAUGCAAUGCUUUAUUUUUGUAGCCUUCGAUGUCUUCUCGGCUUACUUGUUUACUCUUCGCUGAUGAUGUCAAAGACUUGUGCGCUUAUCACUUCCAGCGGCUACUCGCGUACAAAUUUGGUGUUUAACUGGUAUGGAAUGGGCGAAGAAGAACUGCAGCCAAGCGUCAUGUUUUCAUUUUACUUCAUAAGAGGAAUGUUGUUAUUGUUCAAUUUAUUGUUAUGGCUCGUCGGUCUUUUAAUCAUUUUAACCGGCAUCUGGCUGCAUACCGAUUUUCAAAACUAUUUAAGAAUCAGUGAAGGAUAUUCGAUUUAUGUGCCCUACAUUUUGCUCGUUGUUGGUGGUGUCCUGGUGUUCGUUGCUUCGUUAGCUUGUUCAUGCAUAGUGAAAAUCGAUCCCACCAUGUUAGUCAUAUAUGGCGGUUUUCUCAUUGCUGCGAUGUUCACUUUAAUACUAUUGUCCAUCUAUAUUUAUGCUUAUAAGGAUAAUGUGAUCGCCGGGUUGCCGGACGGUAUUGAGACGGAGGUGAAGAACUACAAUUCUUAUCAGAAGAGUGAUUCACGUGGAAUCAACGCAACUCUAAUUGAUUUUAUUCAAAACAGUCUGGAAUGUUGCGGUGGUCAGAGUCAUCUUGACUGGGCGAAAAAUUCUCUACCCAAUUCGUGUUGCUGGAAUGCGGGUGCAACUGGAAAUUACUGUUCAGCAAAUCAAACGGGUCUUAUGCAUGAAGUGGGUUGCAUACCGAAACUGGUACGUUUAAUUAACACUAACCUCACCAGUAUUGGUGUAAUGCUUUCGGUGCUGGCUUUGUUUCCUCUAUUUGCAAUGGUAUUCGCCUACUCAUUGGCAUCCGCAACCAGACGAAUCGGCUAUCAAAGUAUAGUUUGAGUCCUGCCAAUGGCUCAAUGGCUCGUCUUGAAAGAAAUAUUCGUUUUUCAUAUUUUCUAUGUAUUUUUAAUCUGAAUGUAAAUUACAUACAUAUUAAGCUAUGAAUUUAAAUAUGGCAUUUAAUGGUAAAUAAAUAUCCUACAAGCAAGCGUAAUGCUAAUAAAAUAA